Molecule: messenger RNA, 2327 nt
Organism: Owenia fusiformis
Lineage: Eukaryota; Metazoa; Annelida; Polychaeta; Sabellida; Oweniidae
Source: the annotation of a GenBank genome assembly
AGAAAAAUAACUUUUCAUACACAUUUGUACAAAAAUUAAAAUUUUGUUUAUAUGCAAGUGUUACAAUGGAAUGUGUUAAAAUCAAGUUGAUUAUGAUAAGAGUUCAUAGACAUUUUUUACAUCUCUGCAUUUAUAAUUGAUCAUGCUUUUAAAUUAUAGUAAAAGUUUGAGUUUCUAAGUAAGUUUAAAUGAGUAAUUACAUGAAAAGUGAAUGCGGUUUAAUUAACCAAAAGUGGUUUCAGCAUUUAGUUUCUACAGUGGAAGGCUACUUGACCUUCUAGUAAACAAAGCUGAACUGGAUACUAGGGUCAUCAACACCAGCUUGACAAGCGAACUGCAGGCUUAGGUUUACAGUGAACUGUACAGGGCUAUCUUUAUAUCAACACAUGUAUAACAGACUGUAGGCAAUGUGGCAUGAACAUGAUUUUCAGAGUACCAUUAUCUAGGUGUAUACAAAUAAUACACACUUACCACAGAUUUACAUUUGUUUGCACAUAUUGAACACAUAUGCUGCACACGAACACAAGUCCCAUAAUUUAAAAUUUAAAAUGGCUGAAAAUUUUCUGAAGAAUGCCAAAGGAAUUCAUUAUGGCUACGGGAAGGAGAACUACAAGGAAGGAGUACCAUUACUGCCAGCAUUUCAUCCGGAUGUGUUCACAGAAUCUUUAGCAAACUUUAAGAUGUUUCCUGAUGACAUCUAUUUUACUGGCUACAUGAGAACAGGCACAUACAUUGGCUUAGAGGUGCUCCAACUGAUACUGAAUGAUGUGGAUACUGAAACUCUAAGGAACACACCAAUCUAUGACAGAAUAUACCACAUCCUUGUUGGCAGAGAUUAUUUCAUACCUGGCAAACUUAAAGGUUUUGAACAUGGGGAAUCACCGCUUCCAUGGCUGAGUGAGCAAAAAUCCCCUCGACUUCUAAAAACUCAUGGUCUUUAUGAAUUCGCCCCAAAGGAUGCAAAAACCGGAAAGUGCAAGGUCAUUGUAGCAACUAGAAAUCCAAAGUCAACAUACUUGAGUUGGUUCAAAUUGAUGCAAACAUUUACCCCUGUCUUCCCCGAUGGUAUUACUUGGGAAGAUUAUUUUGCUGCAAUGAUAUCAGGAGAGAAUAAACACUUGGUACUUGGUACAUGGUUUGACUUCUGUCUGGAUUGGUGGAAACAUAGAGAUGAUAUGUCCAUCUUUUUUCUCAACUAUGAAGCUCUUUUCAAGGAUGGUAGAAAGGUGAUCAAAGAGUUGACAGAAUUUUUGGGUAAAACAUUAACAGAAGAAAAGAUAACAGAGAUACUAAAAUACAUUGACUUUGAUCAAUGUAAACAGAACCCAUCAUUUAGCAAGGCCCUCAAGAAUAUGCCAAUGGCAUCAGAAAAGACCUCACAUAUGAGAAAGGGCAAGAUUGAUGACUGGAAGAAUUACUUCACUGUGGCCCAGAGUGAACAAUUUGAUAAACUUUAUAAAGAGAAAAUGGAAGGAUCAGGAUUUCCAGAACCAGUGUAUGAGUAGCAUAGUCAUGAGUCAAUAUCAAGACCAAUACUAGUGCAGUUGAUAUGAAAUUAGAGACACAAUUUUAAAUUGAUAUACUAAUAAUAUUGACAAAAUUCUGUAAAAAAAACAUUAAAAUCUCUCACCAGAUUUACACAGAGUACAAUCAGUUCAGGCAUGUAUUGGCACUUUUGACCAAAGUCUUAAAUUCAAAUCACCAUCUCUUGUUAGUAUAUAGAUUAUGUCUAAACUAAACAAAAUUAUCUAACAACAUUUUGUGAAAUUCAUAUCCACUGUAUUUCAUAGAAACAUAUUUUUAGAUAAAAUAUAACUUUACCUAAAACAAUACAUACUUUAGUUUUGUUUUGCCUUCAGUUUUACUCAGAGGCCAGUGAGUUUAAAGCCCAAUGAAUAAUCCCAAGAAAUAUGCACAUCAAUACUCAUUUGAAUGAUUUUAUGAAUGAGUGAUCUAUCUACAACAGUUAUUGUCACAUAUGCUGUUAUGUUUUUGCACUAACACCAUGUUAUUGCUGAGGAUUAACAAUUAUAAAUUAAUUACUUAUCAUUACAUGUUGGAUGUUUUGAGUUGCUUGUGUAAUAUGUAUUUCACAGAGGAAUGGCUUUAUGACAUUUACAGAUUUAUGGGCUGCCAUGUUUUCCUGGGUUUGUCAUAAAGACUGUUUUCCAUAUUUUAAACUCAACAAAAUACCCACAUCCAAGAGAUACUCUACAUAUGACCUAUAACCCCAAUACAAAAUUUUGCUAUUAAAAUAGAUUAAUAUUAAUUCAAGGAACAAUAUUAUACAAAUAGUGACUGCCAUUGAGGGAAAUUAUGCAAAUUAU